Messenger RNA from Trichobilharzia szidati, 2428 nucleotides. NCBI's taxonomy places the organism in Eukaryota, Metazoa, Platyhelminthes, Trematoda, Strigeidida, Schistosomatidae. The record is from the annotation of a GenBank genome assembly.
AUUGAAAUUGAAUGCGUGUUUGUUUGGACUGCUUUCAGCUUUUUGAAGCGUGAAAAAUCGUUCAUUGUUUUCGUCCUAUGACGAUAAGAUAAUUUUAACAUGGUGACAGCUGUUCAGCCAAUGUUUGGUCUGCUAAAAAGACUCCAUUUACAUCCAAUGGAAAGUGCUUUAAACGAGUUAACUCCACAAACUUCACUGAUAGAGUCAAUAAAAUUUAGAGCACAUCCAUUCUGGUUUCGUAAAACAAAAUCAGAAGAAAUACAUCGGGAUCAUAAUUAUGCAGGACAAAAAAGACAAUCAGCUUAUCUGUCUAACGCACACUUGACAGCUACUAAACGAUCUCGUCGUGCCGCAAGACUAUCAGAUAAAAACGCAAAUCUUAUUGAUAUAAACGUCAAGAAUGAUUGUUAUGAAAAUCCAAGUGUUUUACGUUAUUCCACUGUCAAUUCUGGUGUAAGUUCGUCGAACUUGCAGCUCUUUUCAUCUCCUAAAUCUAUUAGCCCUCCUAACUUUCCUACAUCAGCAGCAGCAGCAGCAGGUGUUGUUGUUGCACAUACUCGACGUGGUUUGCUUUCACCUGAACCCCUGGUGGUACUUCCCCAUUCUAAGUCCUCUAUAUCCUCUCCACAGGCUUCAUCGCAAUCAACUGGUCAGUAUCGAUCACAGAUUACUCCUGUAGCUCGAGCUAAUCCCGUAGAGAAUCAAACAUGUCUGAUCCUGGGUAAAAAUGACCUAGUACCAGACGAAAAUCGUUUGGUGGAUACUAAAGAAGAGUCAAUCACUACUACGACGACACCUUGUUAUGCAAAAGACACUCCUUAUUUAAGUAAAGUAACAAAUUAUCCUCCUGGGCAAAACCCUCAAGAUGUACGAAUUCCACCUCGUCCACGUACUACUACUACUACUCGUAAAGCAUCUCCUGCAAGUUUACUCUGCAAACGGUGUGAUAACUGUGACAAUGAAAAGUUGAGCGUAAGACUAAAGAAUAAAGAAAAGACUGUCGGUGAAUUCAAAGAACCACCAAAACGACGAAAAUCUGUUGAUCAGCUUAAAGAACCAUCAAUUCAUGGAUUACCUGACCCUGAGAUUUCUACUAAACCGCGUAGUCGAAGACCAACUCAAUUUUUACAGCUGAAUGUUCCAACUACUGAAACUUCAUGCAAUGAACAAAAAUCGACGUAUUUAACUUCUCAGUCAUAUUAUUAUACACCAGAUUUUACUGUUCGUCGUUCUCGAGGAUCAGAGAGUGCACAUAUUCCUGAGAAGACAGAAUCAAAAGAAACACAAAGAGUUCAAAAACCAGAUGAUUUUAUUGAAGUUCCAAGUUGGCGUAUCAUCCCAAUCCCGGUGAUUGAAAAUGCAAUAGAUUGUUCUUGUGAAACAAGACAACAUUCUUUGAAAUCCACUCCUAGAAAGCCACAAUCUACAAAUAAGUUGACGGAUUCCGAUAAUCUUAAAUCUCAUAAUCUUCGACCUCAACGACCCAAUCAACUAACAGGAGCAACAACAACAACAAGUACCAAUCGUUCUGGAUCUUCUUCACAGACACAGAAAUCUCGUUCACAAACGGCGGAACACGGUAAAUCAAUUGAUGCCUUAGAUGAAGACAUAUCAGAUGCAGCGUAUCUUGCUCGUCAUUCACGUUUAGAGGUGGAAGAGGCGCGUCGUGAACGUUUAUCCCGUCAGCGUACAGCAGAACAAGAACUUAAACAACGUUUAGAGGAAAGAGAACAAGCUAGUUGGCACAAAAGACAAUCAGGUCGUUUAGAUCCAUUGUUGAAGUUUAAUCCAGCUAGUCGAAUGCCAACUCAGUUGAGUUAUACAUUCAAGCAAGGUCAUCAAUUCCAUCUGGACAAUUCCAUCCCUGUGGUAGUAUUCGGUUGUCGUGUACCGUCAGCAUCAUUAAAACCCUUCACAAAGUCGAGUAUUCCUUGAAUAUUGAUGUUGUACGGGAGAGAGAGACUGAUAAUGGGAAAACAAACCUUCAUGCCAUGCAGGAUCCUGUUUUGCAAUGUUUAUUAUUUGUAUGUCUGUGUACAGUUCUGUAUCGUUUGUUGUUAGUUGAUGUCGUUGUUGCUGUUGCUGAUGUUCUUGUUGCCGUUGUCUUAGCAGAAGGAGGAUUCUUCUGUUAUGCGCCGUGCAUGUGUAUAUAUAUACAUCCGUAUAAAAUGACCAGUCUACAUUGUACUGUUUUUCUCCUUCUAACCGUGAAUUAUAUAUAUAUCUUCAUAUUGUUGUUAUUAUUACUAUUACUAUUAUUAUGUUUAAAUCCGGUUGGCUUUUUCUGAUUCCUGUCUAUCCCCUCUGAUAAUAAUAAUAAUAAUACUAAUAUUAAUAAUUAACUCAUGGCUUAUUCACACAAACACACACCUCCCCCAUCACUACCACGCUUCAUUACUUUUCAUCAUUUGGAACUUUAUCACCAUGG